CCCAGGAACUUCAAUGUGCCUCAGGCAUAGCCUUAAAAAAAAAAAAUUAAAUAAAUAAAGUGGAAAGGAACUAUUAGAGUUCAUCUAGUGAGUUUACAGAUAAAGAAAAAUGGAAUUAGGGCUCCUUAGCUUUAAAAUUUUUCAUUAGUAACUUUCAUUCAUUCAUAUACUCAUUCAACAAAUUUUAUAAGUGUCCCUACCCUGUGUGUGGGUCCUGGAGCUGAAAGUAUAAACACAGUCCCAGUACUCAUGGUGUCAUAGUCCAUUGAAAGAGGGAGAUUGGCCAAGAAUUACCACACCAAAUAGAACCUUAUCGUAAAAACACAUUCAAAGCACUCGGAGACCACACCUGUAGUUGUAGAUGAAGGGUUGACACAGGAGUUUUAUUUUAAAGAAUAAGUAAGUAUUUACCAGGCAGGGGAGGGAGAGAAGGCAUCAUGUGCAGAGCAAACAGAAGUCAAGAAAGAGCACAGUCACGUUGGCAAAUGCUUAGUGUGUUAGUGUGGUGGGUGAACAGGACUUCACAGUGAGGGGGUAGGGAGAAUGGCUGAGUCCCCACUGUGGGGGCUGGUAGUGGGGGACAGCUCACACACAGCUGAGCAUUCAGUUAGGACAAAAGGUAGGACUCUGUGAGUUGUGAAAAUAUUGAAAUAGUUCCAAGCUGGUUGAUAAAUGGCCAUUGAUCUGAAGCCCCGCCCGCUGUCCUGUUGAACCCACCCCCUUAGCGCUACUCACAGCUAGUGAUUCAGCAAUUAAAGAGUUGAUUCCUGGCACAAGGCCUUUAUGAACCCCUUUAGCACGAAGGUUAGUUAGUGCUGAUUGUUCAUUUUUUUGAGCAUUUCUUCUCUUGUUUGCUAUGGUAAAGUACAUCAACUUUAUCCUACAGGGUAGGACUUGAAAACCAGAUGCCUCUAGGAGUCAGGGUGGUUACACAGAAAUGAGUGAAGCAAGUGGAUAGAAACAGCAGGGAGAGCUGAGAAGUUUUGAGAGUGACAUAUUCACAGCCAUUAAGAGACCUCCAAUUUAAUUUCUCAUCAUGCUUAUUCUGUAGUUCACAUUAAGUCCAGAGUGCUGAAGGAAUGGAACAAGUGGACUUGUAGACAUCAGAUAGCUGGCCAUGCCCUUGGCCAUGGCGUCCCAGGAUGCUCAGAACUUCUUCCAGCCUCUCUCUUCCUGGAUAUCGCAGGUUUAUGAAGCUCUCCAGCAAGCAAGAGAUGCGUUAUCUGCUUCGCUGGUUAACUUCAGCAAACAAGACUCUAAAGGGAGUGACAAGCUAGACCAGGACUUAGAUGAUAUUCAGAUUCAGGAAACUUACUUUGAAGAUGAAGAACAAAGCAAUGACUGGACUCAAGAAGACACAAAUUCCUUGUUUCUUGAAGUGGAUCAUUUCUCCUGUUGUAAUAGUGAUUUCCAGGACUCUGCCCAAAAUUCAAGCCCUAGACUUAGCCGACAUGCAAAGGACUCAUGUUCUGUAGCGUCCCAGUGGCCUAGUCAGACCCUUGAUGACCAAAAGCCACCACAUGUGCUUUCUUCUAUUGCUGAUGAAGAACAUCACCUUGGAAAGCAAAGGAGUGGCCUUCAACAUGACUUUGAUGGUCAGCUCUCUGGUAUUUUAGAAAAUGUUAAUGGAAAAAAGCAAGUUAACAAGUUUGGAGAUGAUGAGGAGCUAUCCACAUCUUCUGACACUGAUGAGGAGGUGAUCAAACAAUUUGAGAUUUCUGUGUCCCGGUCGCAGAGUUUGCGCUCAGGAGCAUCUGAGAAAGGAAGGCAGGCAGGAUUGGAGCAGAAACCAAAAGCCAGACGCUGGCUCUCCACCCACAAAGAGGACAGCAAGGAAGUCCCUGCCUGCAAAGGUUUGGAUGGAGCCAGCCAACCAAAUUAUUCUGAGCAUCUGUCAUAUGGUGAAGAUGGCCCCAUCUCUGCCCACUCAUGGUCCCCAUCUGAGCUGGGGGACACCAGGCAACAGGGCACAUCUCCCCAAGAGACCUGUGUGGUCCGCUGCCUCAGCCGGCAGUCCACUGAGGGCAGCUUGGAGAUGGAGGCAGCUUUUAAUAACCGAGGAUUUGAAGAUUCCUAUGCCACUGACAGCUCCUCCGUGUGGAGUCCAGAGGAACAGGACAGGACCAGUUUUCAGGUGCCAUCUGGGGUCCCAGAGCCCAUCUCAAAAUGUGGCGACCUGGAUGUCAUCUUUGAAUACAGAGCCGCCAGCCAGAAGCUCACAGUGACCAUUGUAAGAGCACAGGGCCUCCCGGAUAAGGACAGAAGUGGCGUUAACUCCUGGCAAGUUCAUGUCGUGCUGCUGCCCAAUAAGAAGCAGAGGGGCAGGACAGGCAUACAGAGAGGGCCCAACCCCAUCUUCAAGGAGAAGGUCACCUUCGCCAAGCUGGAGCCCCGGGAUGUGGCUGCCUGUGCUGUCCGCUUCCGCCUGUACGCUGCCCGCAAGAUGACCCGUGAGAGGAUGAUGGGGGAGGGGCUGUUCUAUCUGAGCCACCUGCACCAAGAAGGGGAAAUGAAAGUGACUCUGGUUCUGGAACCAAGAAGUAAUAUCAGUGGUGGAGAGUCUCCGCUCAGCCCAUCUGCCGUUUCUCACAGUGACAGUGCUUCAUCCACGCAGUCGCUGUCGCAUGGAGGGGCGCCAGAGCUGUUAGUGGGACUGUCAUACAAUGCCACAACGGGGCGAUUAUCCGUGGAAAUGAUCAAAGGCAGCCAUUUCCGAAACCUCUCUGUUAACAGAGCUCCUGAUACAUAUGGAAAGCUCUUUCUCCUCAAUUCUGUGGGUCAAGAGAUGUCCCGCUGCAAGACAUCCAUCCGGCGUGGUCAGCCCAAUCCUGUCUAUAAGGAGACCUUCGUUUUCCAGGUGGCCCUCUUUCAGCUCUCUGAUGUCACACUGAUGAUUUCUGUGUAUAACAGGCGUACCAUGAAGCGCAAAGAGAUGAUUGGUUGGAUUGCUCUGGGCCAAAACAGCAGUGGAGAGGAGGAGCGAGACCACUGGGAGGAAAUGAAGGAGACCAAAGGGCAGCAGGUCUGCAGGUGGCACACUUUGCUUGAAUCCUAGGUUUGCCAACAGGUAUUUGUGGGCCACACCCACUGGGGACCUGAGUUUUGAUUAUUGGUACCAACUCAGUGCAUGUUUGCAGACCUUUUAAAGACAGGCUUUCAAUAGGAAUCAGAUUCUACUGACCCCUAGGGCAUUUGGGGCAGUGGGGAGGAUCUUUGGGUUUCUCAAAGGUUUGAUUUGGCUUUAAAUACUGUAAUUUUGAAAGACCCCAUAUGCACACUUGAGCACACUUUUUGGGAAAUGUUAUAGUAGUUGAGAUGAAUGAUGAUGAGUUAAUUUGUGUUAAUAGAUUACUGAGUUUUUGUUCAGGCUCUGGAAGAAAGCUUCCCUGGCUGUCUUUGCUUGAAAAGUAACCUGAGAUUGCAAGGGAGCUGUUAAAUGUUACUAUUUGUAACCACUUGUGUGUAUGAAUCAGAAUUUUCUUAAUAUGGUGCAAAACACUCCAAAAUACAGAAAUGAAUCUGAUGCCAAGCUCAUAAAGGAAUGUAACUAUCAUCCAUAAUCCCCUAUUUCUCAUUUUCCUCUUUAUAAAAAAAAACCUUUCAUUUAUUUGCCUAACAAAUAAGUGUUAUAAACUUACACUUAUAGAGCAGAUUUGUAUGAAUUAAAUACCUCUUUUUAUCUCAUAUAUGGUGGUUUCCUAUGAGAUUUGGUUAGAUGAACACUUUGAAACUAAAAAGGAAUUCAAAAACGACUGUUGUAAGACAACUCAUCUCCUUUUGACUAUGUAAGAUUUCAAAUUUAAAACUUUCAAGAUUUUUAUGCAGUUUUUUCACCUAAUAAAUUUUUACAGAAUGAGAAGAAAACUGAAAAACCCAUUUAAGUUAUGGAUGUAUUGAUUUUUUUGAAUCUAGUGUUCUCCUUCUAAGAUUAUACUUUUUCUGUAUUCAACACUAUAUAUGUGUGUGUGUGUGUGUGUGUAUUUCCUCCCCCCUUCGGCCGCACCUGUGGCAUGUAGAAGUUUCUGGGCCGGGGAUCAAACACACACUGCAGUUUUGGCCUGCCCCACGGCUAUGGGAACACUGAUCCUUAACCCGCUGUGCCACAUGGGAACUUCCUCAUAUAUAUAUAUAUACUUUGAUUGUGCACCUGCAUGUAAACCAUACUUUUUAAAUGCAAUAUUUUCCAUUAUCAGAGCAUAGUAAAUCAUUAUCCAGUGGGUCUUUAAUAAAUGUUUACUUAAUUGAUUCUUACAAAAGAACAUGUCACCACACUUGUGAAUGAAGAAUAUUUUCAGCUCAUAAGAAAUGACACUAAGUCUUUGAGCAUUUGAAGUGCUUAUAACUGUCAUUUUUCAUGGUAUUUUGAGCAACAUAGAUUAGUCACUCCUUGCAUUCUGGGCACGUGCCGUUCAGAACGCUGAUCAUGUGUGGUGAUGAGCAUAAGAUUUUACUUCCAAGUGACUUUUACAUAUUUGUGCCAUGCAUGUUUCUUUUUCUUAGAUCUGAGCCCUUGAUUUCGAUUUAAAUUGGCAGUAAUAAAAUGAAGGAAGGAAUGUGUGUACAUUAACACUGAGCCCCAUGUGCAGCUCUUCUGAGCAAUCACUCAGUCACUUAUUUUUAGCUUUUAUGUUUCAUUGUUGACUUUUUGCUGUCUGUGGGAAGAGUGAUAGCUAGGGAUGGAUGUAUACAGUUAAAAACACAUAACUCCUCCUCAGCUCUACAUUUUGACAGAUUGUAAACGUAGGCUGUAACACUUGGAGCACAUAUUUAUUCCUUACAGUGUAUAAUGGUUAUCCUGACAAGCCCAGACUCGGACACAGGAUAACUCAACUAUGAUUUCAAGCUGCUGAGAGAAGUGAUUUCAUAUGGAAGAAUCAGAAUUAGCCAAAUAAAUGAGUAUCUCCGUUGCUUUUCAGGUCGUGGGCGUUUUGUCUAGAAUGUGGCUCUGUUAUUGGGAAUCCGUAAUAAAACCAUGCUCCUUUGGGUUUUUCCCCUACCUUAUCUUUGAAAGACCUCAGAGUACUUUCCCAACAUUAUAUCCAUUAACUGCUGAGUGGCUUUGCAGUGCGGCUGUGUCAUCGAGUAGAACUGAGUGCAAUUGAUUAAGUAGCGGCACAAAGAAUUGGCUUUUCACAUCCCUUACUCUCUUUAUGCACUUGUGCUUAAAGGGAAGCACAGCAGCCUUGUUAUGCUUUCCUUUAUGCAGUGACAUAAAAGCAGCAUUCACUUUAAAAUUUACAUUUGAAAAAAAUCUGCAUGUAUUGUAGAGACAGGCCUGGAUUUUUCCUCCUCAUAUUUUUUCUGCUCUAUGUUUUGCUACAUCCUUUGUCUCAUGGUGCCUAAUAAUCACCUAUACUUCAUUUUCCACUGCCUUGACCCAUCAUUUCUAAGGUUUUCUGUUGGCGUAGUGAAAAUAUCCUUGCAUGUUUGACCUGCCUUCUAAUAGUCUGCUUGUGAUACAGUUUACAGAAACCUUAAGGUAAGGGAUGCCUGAAAAGCAUUUUUCAUUUGUCUAAUUUUACUAUGUUGAUGCUAUUCGCCAUGUAGGAUGCAUGUACAUCUUGAAUAUAUAGCAACAUUCACCCUACAGCUAGCUGAUUGUAUAACUAUAAAAUGCUAAUGACAAGAUACAUAAAAAUACAAGGCUGAAUUUUUUUUACGUUGAUUUGAAAUUCUGGUUUAGCAAAAUCUUUUCAUUUUGUGCACUCAAAUUUCCUUGGCAAAGUCUAGACACAAUGUAUUUAACAUGUUUUUCACUCGCUCUUUCACAACUACAUUUGCUUUUCAAAAGAGUUAUGAAAGAUAAGUACUUGGUUCUGCAGUGAAAAGGCUGCUUUUGCCUGUUUUUAUCUAGCUAAUAAUUCAUAUCUUAUAAGAACAUAUGAAAUUGAAGAAACACUGAUAUUUGUUGCUUGGGUAGUUCUUUCCAUGAUUUUUGCCAAAGAGAAUGUUUUAAAAUAAUAUUGUGGAGGGUAAAUGAUGCACUAGGUUUAUGAAAUGUGGUUUACAGCGUGCCUUCUUUCAAGGCACGAGUUUACGCUGAAUCGAGAAGUGCUCGUUUCACCAAUCACCGUGGUGGUUCUUGUGUUCCCUGCGCCUCUCUGACUAUUGUUGAAUUUUUAAAUGGGCCAUUCACCCAGCAGCCGAGCACCUGCUCUCACUCCUCUCCUUCACUGGCUCCCAGUGUGAUGCACAGUUGUUUUGGACCCUCUUUUUGCUGCUGUUGCAUAACUGGGAGGGGGGAGGUCUGGCCUCUCUUUACAGAAGAAGGGCUUGUAAUGCCUUGGAAUGUAACAGACUUGGCAUUCCACCUGUGCAAAGUUUGAGAUGGAAUCCUUGCCAUGAUGAGCAAGAGGAAGGAAAGCAGGGGACUGUGGCUCCCUUCAGGCACUGUUCACUCUGCAUCCCCUUCAAUGAUAGUCACAGAUUGACCUCACAUGCUGAUAUUCUCCAUAGUGCCAGGUGCUACAGCGAGCCUGAAACCAAGCCUCUGCCUUUGCAACAUCUAGGCUCACAGUAUUUUACAAAUUGUUAACACCUCUAGGUCAGUCACUGUGUUUUACCUCCUGGCUGUACUACAUGGUCUUAUCUGACCAUCCAAACUCUUUCCAAGUCAUGCAUUAUUUAAGCUGAAAAUCCCAUCAGGUUAAGUGCAAAUGCUUCUCUGAUAGCCCCUAGAUUGAUUAAAUUGAUGGCUCAGUAUGGACGGUGGAACUGGGGGUGUCUCAAAAGCCUGCCUAUCCUUUUGCAGCAGAGGGCUUAGUACACGAAAAUCAGAAAAGUAAGUAGGAAAGGAUUAUUUGUAGAUGACAUAAAACCAAGUGCAGGCAUAUCCUUUAAUGAUAAAGUAACAGGACUGAACAUUACAUGUGGUAUCUCCUCUUACCUUUGAGGAAACCAUGGCCAAAGAAAAUUCUUUUCUAUUUGGUCCACAAUCAAAGCAAAUGAUAAAUAAUCCUGAAAUGGUGAAAGUAUUUUUACUGUAUUAAAAAUCAUAUGUUCCUUCCAAAGAGAAAAAAGCUAGUCAAAACUAUAAAACAAACAAUAUAGCAUGGGUAGGAAGAAUUAAUGAAUCAAUAAAUAUGCUACCUUUUGCAUCUACUGCAUAUAUGCAAGAAGACUAAGCUAACAUAAACCAAAAGCCAUUUUAGAUGAACUGUCAUUUUCACAACCUGUGGAAUCCUGGAAAAUACUUAAAAUGAGGGGAAUAAAAUUGGUCUAACCCAACUCAGAGAAGUUGGCACAGGCUGUGGUCUCAGCCAGGGUUUGGAUGGAUCUCUGCCUACUGUGUGGCUUUAAGAAAACUACUUAGCCAGCCUGCGUCCCUGUUUAGUCAACUAGAAAGUGCAAAUAAUACUUACCUCAUAAGGUUUUUAAAAAAUGAAAUACCAGUGUAGAGAUUGGAAUGUGGUUAUCAUUCAAUAUUCCCCCCCCACAGUCUUGCAUAAAAAAGAAAAAGGUGUUUAACGUUUGUUUCUCUUUCUAGCUAAGGUAAUAUGAAUACUAGAAAAGAAUGAGGAACAAUUUUCGAUACUUUAAAAAGAUUAGGCACAUGAAGCUAGUCUGAAUUGGAGGCAACCUAAACCGAAAUAAACCCGGUCUAUGGAGGAAAUUGAGUCUUAAUAAAUCCCCGACAAGGUACAAUAACCAAAUCUUGUCUUUUAUCCACCCUGGUGCUUGUGUGCACAUCUUAAUAAUUCACAUACAGGGCCUCUCCGGGCACCCAGCUCAUCUCUGCUGUUUGUAUGCGGACAGAUCAUCUUGUCACCAUCAAAGGAGUUGGUAAAGAUGGCAGCGUGAAUACAGAUUUCAACUUCAUUCUGAAAGUAAAAUAAAUAGUAUGGCAUGAUACUGAUACUCUUUUUAAGAUGGACAACAUUCUUUUUGGGGCCUAUAUUUUAUAUCUAUAGUAUUUCUUUAUAGGUAAAAAUUUUUUAAUGAUCUAAUCAUCCAGCUGUCUAAACUUGCCUAACGUUCAACUAGGAAGUAAUAUUCAGGACCAAUUAUUUAUCACUGUUUUCCUACAGAGGUCAUAAUGAAAGGAUCCUAUCAGGGUUGAUUGAUACUCUUUUUCUUUCUUUUUUUUUUUUCUUUUUAGGGCUGCACCCACGGCAUAUGGAAGUUCCCCAGCUAGGGAUCCAAACAGAGCUGCAGCUGCACCGCACCACCACAAUGCCAGAUCCGAGCCGCUUCUGCAACCUAUACUGCAGGAUUAUGACAAUGCUGGAUCCUUAACCCACUGAGCAGGGCCAGGGAUUGAACCCACAUCCUCAUGGAUGCUAGUCAGAUUCGUUUCCGCUGCACCAUGACGGGAACUCCCAACACUAACUCCUUUUGAAAAUGGUUUUUAAGAGUGACUUGUUGAUAUAAUAGAAAAUGUGUUCAGUUGUCCUCCAGUGUUCAAAUCUUAAGAGAGUUUCCUAGGAGCUCAGAAGAGCCUUUGCCCAUUCGAUUGGAAGAAGUCAGCAGCAAACCUCCUGGUGUUGAGUGUAACCAGGUGCCAUGAAUCAGUCAUGCAUACUUAUGGUUUUAACUUGAGCAGGGUUCUGGGAUGGGGGCAUGUGAGGCCACAUUCCCAAAGUGUUGACUCAAGUCCUAAGAUUCCAAGUUAAGGAGAAGCACAAAAAAAAAAAAAAAAAAAAAAAAAAGGAAAAGAAGCCCUUAGCUUGGGGGCUUUAGUUGGGAGUAAUUCAGCAUCUAGGGAAGUUAAAGGGGUUGAAUGGGUAUUGAGAAGGCUGAGGAGUGACUUCUAGGAAGAGUUAUCCAGAAUGGAAAUAGUGCUGACCAAGAGGAUGACUUACUACCUCUGUGUUUGACAUGUGGACAGACUCAGAGCUCCCACCUAAAUCAAGUCAAGAGAGUUGAACUUAGGUAUAAGGAAAAUGAUAAGUAAGUGGCUUGCCUUAGUUCACAGUGUAUCCAUUGGGCUUCCUUGUGUCUGGCCUUGUGCUUUUUGGGUUAGCACAGGACUUACCGUCUUUUUGGUGUGCUGUGACUACACUUAGAAGCAAUUAAUUAGUCAUCAUAAAAAACAGCAAUGCUUACCAACAUACAGUUGUUCAAUCGGACUAAUCAUGUACCAUUAAAAAGUCAAAUCCCUUUUCAUGAGUUAUUGGAAAGAUGUGAAACAUAUCGAUUCAAUUUAUUAGACAAUCAGGGAGCCCAGGAGUUGGAGUAUGUUGGGUCAUGUUGUAGGGGGAAUCGCCAAGGAGAUCCCAGAAUCCUCACCUUUGCAAGACUUUUAAAAUAGAAACAUCCACAUAAGCUGUGGGUUCUAAAGGAAAACAGUAGGUCACCCAGGAAGACAGCUGCUGUAAAGUUCCUUCUGUGCCUCCUAUUUUUUAUGUAACCUCCAAACAGGAUUAACAGUAACAACCCUCCUGGCCUCUUCCCCUUUGGACGUUUUCCCACAUUGAUUUUUCUCUGCAUCAUAGAAGGCUUUCCCCUGGGGGAGUUCCUGCCCCGUUUUGUUUUGCUGACUUUGAGGAUGCCUGCAGGCUCCAGGUGAGGUUUUUCUCCUCUGGUGCUUUGACUGGUUUUGUUUCCCUUGGGUCACAAAGCAGUAUCCUAGACACACAGACAAUAAUCAGCAGUAUUUAUAGCCCCUCUGGAACCUGUAAAACAGCUCGAGGCUUUACAGAACAAACUCAGGCAUGGAGGCAGGCACAGAGGCCUCUGGAUACUUGUAGGAUGAAACCAUGCUACCUGCUCUCCAUUGCUCACUAAUGCUGCCCUCACGUGUCUCCAGGGCAGUUUUUCUGUCAUGCCUUCCAGUGACAGUGUUACCAGUUCCACGUUAAAUGUGGUGAGAAGGCUCUCUUCCUGUUGGUAUUACCAUAUUUUUGCAGUAUUAUUUUUACCUCAUUUUCUCCUUAAAGUAUCUACUUGUACUAUCUGAAUGUUUUAGGUCAUAUAAAAUUUAUUCAUUCAAAAGAUAUUAAGUAUAUUUAUUAUAUCCUAUGCUCUGAGCUAAGGGCUGGAGAAUAGCAGGUAAAUAAAACUGCUUGAGCUCAACCAUCACUUUUCUUUCUAAAUAUUUAUUAAUUUAUUUUGCUAGAUUCUGAUAAGAACUCUAGGUAAAUACUAAGAUCUUUUAUUAUCCUGUAACUUUUGGCUUAAUGUAUUUCUAUAAAGGUCUCUCUCCACUCCGAAUUGAGAGAGGAUUUAAGAAAAGUGGGAGUUACUACUCUGCCUCCAGUUAAGAAAUAAAUGCACUUAUUUAUGCUUCCCUUUGAAAUAAAUGGAUAUGUGUUGCCUCUGAAGGAAGAAACUCAGAUUCCAUUCCAGUAAUGAAAUGAGUUGUAGCAUGAAAUAGAUUGUGGAUAUUUAAUAUAUUUUAUUUUUAGAAUUGAAUAUUGAAUGCCCUUUGCAAGGCAGUAAGCUAGACCCUGGAACGCUAGGUCCGUGCAAACAAAUGUAACACAGUUCUUAUAAGCUCAGUGUUUUAAUAGUUGAAAAGCAUUGCUACCUUUUACUUUUUGAAAAAGUGAAUUAGAGACUGGCUUCCAGAUAAAGGGGUGAUGGUGUGACCAAAAGUAUCUGCUUGCACCUCUGUUUCUUUUGAUUAAAACUUGUCUUAGAUAUUAUACAUUAAACACAUUUAGGGCUUCCUAUGACAUAGGGAAAUGUCAAAACUGGGGAUGUUCCUACCUUGGCAAGUAGACCAAUUAUUAUUUUCUAGUCUCAGACAGUUUAAAAUCAGUGUAAUUCAAACUCUCAAUGCCUUCAAUUGUAUAAAAGGAGAUAAAAAUAGCAUUUUUUUUUCCCCAGUGGAUUUAUUGCUUGGAUUUUUUUUUUUGGGGGGGUCUUUUUAGGGCCACACCCACAGCAUAUGGAAGUUCCCAGGCUAGAGAUCGAAUCGGAGCUGCAGCUGCCUACCACAGCCACAGCCACAGCCAUGCCAGAUCCAAGCCAUGUCUCAACCUACACCUCAGUUCACAGCAGCACUGGAUCCUUAACCCACUGAGUGAGGCCAGGGAUCAAACCCUCAUCCUCAUGGAUACUAGUUGGGUUUGUUACUGCUGAGCGACAAUGGGAACUCCUAUUGCUUGGAAUUCUUAAAAUUGUGAAAAUAUAUCUCAAACAUCCACUAAACAUGUCUCAAUCCAUGCAAGUUAGGCUAGAAUAUGGCCUAAAAAUUGUUGCUGAAGACAAUUUUUUAGUGUUGCCUAGUUGAUGGCCCAUAAUAAAAAAGUUCACAUCUUUUACUUGAUACAGACCUUGUGUUUAGGAAAAGAUGUCAGAAGGCUGCCAACAAAAACUCUGAUUGGUGAGGAAUAUGUACACUAAAAGAAUAUUUCCAUGUUAGUUAUUCCGUAUAAUAUAUUCACAUUCUAAGGCCGCAUGUCUCUCAAGAGUUUGUCAAGUUUUUUUAUAGUUGGUGCCUUCAACAAAGCUUACUAAUUCUGCCACAUAUCCUUGUGGACCAUGCUAAUGUUUAUUAAUUUACAACUACCCCAAAAUAUAAUGCAGUCUUCCGUUAUGCCACCGUAAUAAUACAGCUACAAGUUAAAUUUUAGCGUUAUGAAUCACAAAGUCUUCUUCAGAACUUUAAUUUUAUUAAAGAUUCUACUCAGUUUGUGAAUAAGAAUAUUUGCAUACAUUAUUGUGAUUGAGAAAUUUGUAUAUUUGUUGGAAUAAGAUUUGACUUCUAUUUUCAGAGGGAAAAAAUACGAUAGUCUUUUAAUCUAUUUACUUUUUUUAAAAGAUGCUUUUUUAAAAACUUAAUUUUUUAAGCAGUUUUAAGUUCACAGAAGAAUUGAGUAGAAAGUUCAGAGUUCCUAUAUGCUCCCUCCCUCCACACCUGAUACCUCCCCCCACACUUGAUACCUCCCCCCACGCUUGAUACCUCCCCUGCUAUCAACAUCCCGCACCAAGAUGGGUACCAUCUGUUACUAUUGGUGAACCUAUGUUGACCCAUCAUUACCAUCCAAAAUCCAUAGUUUACCUCAGGGUUCCCUCUUGGGAGUCUCAUUACCUUAAAAACCUUUGUCUUCUGCUUCUUCAUACCUCCCUGCCAACCCUUAGCAAUCAGUGAUCUUUUUACUAUCUCCAUGUUUUUGCCUUUUCAGAAUGUCAUAUUGUUGGAAUCAUACAGUGUGUGGUCUCUUCAAAUUGGCUUCUUUCAUUGAGUAAUAUGGAUUUAAGUUUCCUUCAUGUCUUUAUAACUCACUUCUUUUUAUUUAUUUUUUUUUAUUUUUUUUUUACCAUAUGAUCCAAAGCAAUUUUAACUCACUUCUUUUUAACGCUGAAUAACAAAAUACCAUUGUCUAGAUAUGCUGGUUUAUUUUUUUUAAAUCUAUUUACUUUUAUUUGCAGUUCUAACUGCUGUGUUACGUUUUGUUAGCAUUUACAUCCUCAAGAAAAAUAGAUGGAUUAAUACAUAUGAUUCACCAAAUGUAGCAACUUCCACUUUGGGAUCAAUUUCACUUAUUGAGCUUAUUUUACAUUUGUGAGGAUUCAUGAAAAAAAAAUCACAUAAUUUUGUCAUUUAAUGUAUCCAAGCCGUUUUCUCCUCCAUUGGAAUCUAAGUGGAGGAAGUUCUGAAGGCUAAGAAGAAGUAAUCCCCAAAUUUAGCAACUCUGGUGUUUUCAGUUGUUGAACAAUGAUUUAAAUCUACCUAGAAAGUGCUAAUAACAUUGUUACCAGACUCUUGAUAGAAAACCAUCUUCUGUUACUAGUUUAUAUGAUUACAUUUUCUGCUGCUGCUGAGAGAGAGGAAGCUUUGUGACUGUGCCCUGGCAUAGUCAGUUGUACAGAUUAGCCAAACAUGGUAUGUGAGCAUGUGGAUCAUACAGGAGCUCUAAAUUCUGAAUGGAAGGAUAAACCCUGAUGAUGCCUUGGCCUGAUGAGUGAUGACACUCGUAAUCACCCUGGGUGAAGGGGGAGGCCUGGCUGAUGAGCAAUAUCUGGUAAACGUUUUGACAUUAUUUAUAUGUGUCCUGACUGCCCUUUGCUCAGUAGUUGCAGCAACUUGUAGAAGCUGGACAUUAGCAUGAAGAUGAAGGUGUGGUUGCAGAAAGAAUGUUGGAUUUGAUUAAAAUUACCAAGACCUCUGUUUUGGUACCAAGUCUUCACCUAAUGAGCUCUAAUAUGAAUGUCAGGUCACAAGUGCUCCAAGCCUUCGUUUUUGCAUCUGUCAGAUGGAAAUGGUAAAUACUCACUUUACUUAUUUUUACCAGGUUAUUCUAAGAAUAAGAUUCAUUCAUUCCUUUGCUAAUACAACAAACAGUCUGAGUUUCCACCAUGUACCAGGGUUGUAGGCCUAACAAAGUGACAGAUGAAAAAGCACUCUGCAUAAUUAAGAGUUUUUGAAGUCUGUGAAAUAUUUCAUUUUUUUUUAUUUUUAGGUAAUUCUUACAUUUUACUCAGUUCUUAUAUCAAAGUACUUGACACUUUUAGAUCUCUGCCAAUCAUCAUAUUCACAGCAUGUUAGUAAUUUGACUAAAAAAAGAUGGAAAGGUUCUUAUCCAUUCUGCCUCUGAGAAGAGAAAAACAAAGUAUUAGGUUCUAAUUCUUUUGCUCAGACACCCUGACCACAGAACAAAUGACAAACCCAUCAUCUCAGUAGGCUUUCCAAUCUUUGAGUUGAACACAAACCUUUUUCAGAACGGUUAAAUUUUAUUUAUUUUUAUUUUUUUUUUUUAAUGGCCGCAACUGCAGCAUAUGGAAGUUCUGGGCUAGGUGUUGAAUCAGAGCUGCAGCUGCAGCUGCAGCUGAAGCCUGCACCACAGCCACAGCAACACCAGAUCCAAGCUGUGUCUGCAACCUACACUGCAGUUCACAACAACGCCAGAUCCUUUAACCCACUGAGCAAGGCCAGGGAUCAAACCUGCAUCCUCAUGGAUAUUAGUCAGGUUCUUAAACCCCUCAGCCAUGAUGGGAACUCCCAAGAACAUUUCAACUUAAAGCGCAAGGAAAGUACUAAAUAACUUUUUUGCACAAAGCAGGAUUUAAAUACAGUAUUCAAAAAGAUGCUUCCCUCACCAAAAUAAAUAAAUAAAAGGUCCUUCAACCUGAAUUAUUAUUUUUUGUUUGAAGAAUCAGUCUUCUCCAUCUUUUCUCUUUCCUAAGUAGCAUUUAUCAUCUCUCAGAAAAAAAGUAAAGAUUAAAAGAAAUAUUUUCAAGGUACAUCCAAGAUUUCAUAGCAAUAUUUUGUAUGCACAGUGCAAGAUAAAUCUGACUCUCACUUUUUUUUUUCCGGUCUUCAUAUGGCAUCCGAAGCAGUUGUUCACAUUCACACAUUUAUGUUUUACCAUAUGCAUACUGUGUGCAAUUCUGUUGUUUUAAAAUAUUUUAUUGGUUUUCCUUUAUAUCAACUUUUGAUGGGUGUCGCUGAAGAACUUGAAUGAAAAAAAAUACCAGUGUGAAUGAUUCAUUCAUUUUGAACAUAUCUAACUAUUGGGGGGAGAUUUUUACCCUACAUGAGGCACACUGUUCUUAGCAGGCCCUGUGCUUUGUAUUUCUGUUCUAGUCACAGCUGGAGGCUGGAGAUGAAUUAAUAUUGUAAACCUGUACCUUUUCUCUCAUGAGUUAUUUAUAUACUAGACUGUCCUUACUUUUUGGUGGUUGGGAAUGCCAGUCAUAAGUUGUAUGGAUUUCAUGUGUGGGGGCAGUUUAGUGUGACAUGGUUUGAUAUCCAGUCUGGUCUUCCUUUAGCUUUCCAAGUCAUUAGCAGACGUUCCUGGGCAGAUUUGUGGUGUGGGGCCAGACCUGUUAGUUGUAAGAUAGGAACUGCCCUCAACCUUUCCCACUGCUUCAUGGACCUUUUCAGACCAGCUGCUGUCAUAUUUUUCCUUCAAAUUUUCCAGCAGAGAAUCAAUCUCUGCGUGGUCCAGAGGCUUAAGACAAAAACAAAAGUACUUUUUUCCUCCAAAGGGUGGAACUCUCAUUUUAGAAGCUUCUGCAAAUCUUCAGAACAUUCCAUACAGGUGUCCCUGUGUUUCUCACAGUAUGACUUCCACUUACGGUGUCUCUGAUUUAAGAAGCAUGAAUGUUUCUCUAGCUGUUACCAGAACAAACAGCUGUAGCACACCACCCCAUUUCUAAAAUUGUGAAAUUCUAUCAGUGAAGAAUAUAUAGGAAAAGGUUCGGGAUUUUUUUAACUGUUAAAAACUAGAAUACCUUUCUACCUUUUGUAAUAUUUAAGAUUUCGUAACACUGGUUUUAAUGUACUACCCUUGCACUGUUAUGUCUUGUGUUUUAACUGAGCAAGCUGGUGAAUUUUAAUGUCGAUACUCAAUUCAGUAUUAAUACUGUGUUAGAAACACUCUUUGAAAACAUAAAAUUGUUUACCUGUGAUAAAGAAUAAGUUUGUGAUUGGAAGAAUGACACUGUUUUUCUUGUACAAAUAAUGCUUAAGGCAGAUGUUCAGAUUCACAGUGAUGUUAGAAACAUAUUUUAUGCAGCCUAAAAACGAUUUCUGUAUUAGAUAUUUAAAUGCAUGAGGAUAAAUUCUAAUUGCUUUUUGUUUAAAACGGAAACAUAGAAGAAGCAUUAGCCCCAGUUUGUACAAAAUGUCUGCUGCAACUGAGCUCAUGUUAGUUCAAAACUGAAAAUCAUUCCAAUUUUGUAAAACUGCUGUUACUGGUUUUAUCAAUAAAGUUUAAGCAGAUGGCUUAUAUGUAUACGUGUGAAAUUUUUUUAAGUUAAAAAAGACACAGUUUUGCAGCAUCAACAUGCAAAUUUUAUGGGCCUGAAUGAUACUGCUUAUUUUAGUAUAUACAAAAAACCAUUAAUUCCAAAACCAUACCAACUGCAGAUAUAUAUCUCAAGAGAGAGAAUUAUAAGCAUUAUAUUUAUGACCCAUAUAAUUUAUUUUGGUCUUAGGUUGCUUUAGGGUUUUAUAUUGAACACAUACGCAAAUAAAUGUAUAUCAACUCAAAUGCUAGUGUUGAAUUUAAAUUAAGAAUAUUGGAUAAGUAAGGAGCUCUAUAAAUGGAAAGAUCACCUGAAAAAAUUUCACCUGAGGAAGAUUCUGAGAAGGCAAAAGGUAGGCACCCUGUACAAAUGUGCAGGUGAUUACUCAUCUGAGAGGCUCUGGUCCAAAGUCCUCUCCCUUCUAUGUAUAGAGAAUUUUGAUAAGUUGACAAGGCUCAGAUGCAACAAGCUAGAAGCAGAGGGGGCAGGGCUACAAUGAACAGAUACCUCCACAGCCAUAAAAGCAAGGCUGACAUCCCCCAAACAAAAAAAAAAAAAAGAAAGAAAAAAUCUAUAGACGUUCCAGGGAAAAUCUAUUUUUGCCAUUUUGCAUACUAUAUUAGUUGAGGUAAUUAGUGCUGUGCGUUAUCAUAAACCCAAAUGUCAGUGAGCUCGUGUAAGAAAAGUUUAUUUCUCACUAGGAUGUUUGUGCCCAUGCAGCUUGCUUUCUUAGCAUCUCAGGGAUUGAGCUCCCUCUCAGAAUCCUUAGAACCUCUGAAGAAAUACUUGGUCAUAAAAAACAGAGAGGGAAGAAAAGUCAUGAGAUUUGCCUCUCUCUAAGGAGCCAGGCUUAGAGGUGGCAAUCUCUACUUCUUUCUGUCCAUUGGCCAAAACUAAUCAUUGGACCCCACUUACAUUUAAGAAGGCUGGUAACUGUUGUUUAUUUGUGCCUACAGGAAAAUGAAUUAGUUUGGUGAGAAUCUUCUGAACAGUAUCUAGCAUUUUUUUUCUCAAAUGUUGUGCUGGUGGUGAUUUUUAAGGAAAGCUUGCUAAUUGCAGGAUCAUUUCUUAUGUUGCUGAGGUUCUUCCUAACCCAUGGUGGCACUAAGAACAUUUACAGGCUGAUUAAGAAUUCUAGUGUUCACCCUAGUCAUCUUAGAGCAUUUCAGCACUAUUUAGCGUGGUUGUGGGAGCUUGCAAAUAAAGAUCAUUUGCAUUCACAAUUCUAAAGUCACAGGGCAGAGUUUGAACAGUCAGACAAAGUAUGGUUGAGCAUUUCUACAUUUGUCUAUGCACUACAUACAUAUGUGAUAAUUUAAAAACAUCAAAGAAAAUAUAUAAAAUUGUGAGCAAAAACAGAAUAUUGCAGAGGGAACAGAUUUUUAAAGUAAAUCAUUUGCAGAACCAAAAACUCAACAAAUGAUUGCUGCCUUCUAACCUUCCUUCAGCAGAGAUUUAAACAUCCUUACAUGUUAAAAUAAUUGAGGCAGCCAUCUAUGACUGUGGUGCUUAAAAUCUUUUGUAGCAAUUAAAAAAAAAAAACCUUAACCAUCAUGAGUAACAUUUGAUUGAUGAAUCAAAUCACAUUAUAUGCCUUGUAAACCUCAUAGUCUCUCUACAGUUUCCCUAGAGUUUCUCCAGGGGGAUUCAAAAACAGGGCUCAAGAGGAAGCUUGGGUGACAGUUCAGAGCUCUGAUGAAUUUUAAUGUGCAUUCUACUACAUAAUAAAAUAUCUCAUUCUUUUUGGCAAACAGUUAAGGAGUAGGAGACAUCAGAAUGAGCAUUAUAUCUGUGGUUCUCUCAAGGAGGGACAAGAUUCAGUGGUGAUAAGAUUAGAAUUUAGAUGAAUUCUAAGGUGGAUUGUGUGGUAUUUUAAUAUUUAAUUUUAAAAUCUAAAAUUGUUGAGUGAAAGAUGUGCUCUAAUCACUUACCAGAAGAGUCAAAGAAUUCAUAAAAAUUAUGUGUGAAGACACAGUCCAGUGAAAAUGAACCUCUCAUACAUGUUUUCUCUUACUGGCUUUGCCACUGAGCAGCUCUGUGAUCUUGAGAUUACCUUGACCUUUCCUUCAUGUCUUCAAAUGUCUGUUAUUUUUCUUAUGGUCCCUCAAGAUGAAGAGGGAAUUUGGCAGUUAUUUCAUGAGUUGUAUUGACAACAGAAAAGACAAUUUCCUGGUCAGUUCUAAUAAAGUAUACUGGAAGUGCCAUCUGUAUGGGUCAAGUUAGUUAGCUGCUUCCAAACUGAUUUUUUUUUUCACUCUAUUGAGAUGCAGCAUGUGAUGAUGGAAGUUGUGUGUUACCCAAGGUACAGAAGAAUUUUAAGGAAAUAAACAGCAGCUCAGAGGACUCACACCUACUUUGGAGGACACAGAAGGAAGAGAAUUAGGAAAAUAGAUAAAGGACUUUUGGGUUAUUUCCUAAUGCCAUUAAACUCCAGGUAGUGACCUUUAUUAAAGUGGUUUGCAAAGGAAAAGAAGUUGAUAUAUCAAUGUGAGUUCAUUAAGGGCAGCAAAUGGUUUUCUGUGUAACAGGCUUUUUCCCUCUCCCUCACUUAACAAAAAAGGACAGCUGCUCGUGGCUGCCCUCGUGGCUUAUGUAAGUUCACGAACUGAUACCUGUAUAGCAAAAGGGAAAACAGAAGCCUUGAACCAGGAAAGGUGGCUCCGUUGGCUCACAUAUGCUGGCUCAUGGUUACCUGUGAUGUACCAGGUGCUGUGUGCUAAGUGCUGGGGAAACAGUGAUAACAGGGUGGAUCUAGCUGAAAACCUGGUGUGAUGACUAUUGUGAAAUGGAACCAGUAGGAUGAUUUGGGAAUAUGAGUAGGAGGCUAAUCUCGUUGGUGGGAGGCUUUAAGGGAAAGCCACUCUGAGGAAGCAGUAUUUAAGCUGAGGCUUGAAGGCUGAGUAGGAGUAAGCCAGGUGAAAGGCAGGUGGGUUAAGGAAGGAGACGCAGCAUGUACAAAAUACCCAAGACAAAUGAGAACCUUCCCCAUUUGAGGAAAUGAAAAGAGUGGACCUUGAAUAGCAAAGGGGAGAGCCUCCUGAACCUGAGCUAGUCAGGAAGGCAAGGCUGACUGAGGUAUCAGCCCCUUUCUUCCCUGACAGUGAAAAAGAAAGAAGUAGCAGUGAUGUAAUUCUGACUGUGGCCAUCGCCCAGAUUUGAUGUGUGCCAGUCUCAAAGACACCUUUCAUACCUGACAGCUGAAAUGUGGUCAUCAGAUCUACAACCCACUUAGUACUUCUUCCAGAUUUUAACUUAUCAGCUUUUUCCUUCCAGCUUUGCUGAGGUAUAACUGACAAAACUGUAGGUUAUUUAAAGCAUACAACAUGAUGAUUUGAUACAUGUCUACAUUAUAAAAGGCUGUCUAAAAUUGAGUUUAUUAUUAACACAAGGUUAUCAGCUUUUAAAUCUUAGGGCUAACAGACUGUUAACAUCACUUUUUGUCAUAGGUGUUAAGUUGGUACUGGGUGCCUGAGGGAACAGGGCCCCCUGAGAUUUGUAGGGCCAUUUUGUGUAGCCCCUUCAACCUUGCAGAAUGUCUGCAAUUGCAGAAGUUAAGACUACACCGCACAGAAGCUCUGCCCUGUCUCCAAAAACAGCAACUUUUCUUUUUAAUUGAUUCCCAGUGGUGCUCUCUUCCUUCCAGGCCCUGGCCUGACCCUUUAGGGAACCAAGAAAGUGGUAUAUCUCCUUCUUCAAUGAGAUUCCUCUCUGAGAAUAACAGUGAGCAUAAUUUCUCUGCUGUGCUUAUUUUCCCUUCUUUAAUUUGGAUUGCUGACUACUUAAAUUUACCCACUUUGACAUCCUCAACAUCUCCCUCUACCCAAGAACAGCAACCUCAUGGUUGCUGAACAAGAAGCAGCAAUGAUAAAAAAUGAAAAUGUAGCCUGAGUGACACAAUACAGAGACAAUGCAAUCUUUUAGGUGAAUUUAUACUAAAGUGUAAAUGGCUGCAACAUGUAUACCUUCUCCAGUCUCCUUUUUGAAAAGUACCUUCUCUUUUGUAUAUUUUUACUUUAAAGAAGUUUGCAUAUUACCCUGAUGUUUUAAUUAGCCAUUGGAUCAAAACGAAGUCUUUCUAACUGUAUAAAAUAUUUUUCCUCAAACUUCUGGCACCAUACCAGGAGGCAGCCACCGAGAGUGCCAAAAGGAAUUAGACUCUGGUCCGAUUUUCAUGUAUUACUUAUUUUUUCCCGCUUCAAAAUCUGUUGAUUGCUCAAACAUGCAGACACAAACAGCAACACAUUGGGGAGAGAAGUCCCAGAGGACGAACGAUCCUUUACUCUUCAUCCCACAUGCCUCACCCCAUUUCACACGCACACUCCAUCUCUCCCCUUGCUGGGGACCUUCCCCAAGGCAAAAGGCAUCCCAAAGGGUCUAAAGGCACUGACCUAGUCCUGCUGGAAGUGCCAACCCACUCCGGUCCUCAAACCCGAUCCUUCCAUGGGACAUUCAGAUAGGGCCUACAGCGAGUAACCCCGCGGCGGCUGAGGCACGGCCACAACACUUGCCCAGGCCCUCUGAGCAGAGUCAGAAGCCCUGCUCUCAGAGCUGCAGCGCUCACCCACUAGCAGCUCCCCAGCCCGCUCUCCAGCACCCGACUAAGGCCAGUACAGGACCCCUAUUUGGGGCUCUUUGUUCACCGCCUUCCUGGUUCCUGCUCUCAAACCUUCCUCCCAGCAGCCCCCACCGGAGCAUCCGACCUACAGGAAAGUUGCUCUCGAGCUGUGGAGGGGCGUCAUCGCCUCCUAGCAACGCGCCUAGCAACCGGGUAACAUCUGCUCCCUCUGGUCCAAUGCGAGCCGAGAACAGCUGCGCGCCCGCCUAGCGUUCCAAACCCGGAGCGAGAGGCGCUUCACAGACUGGAGGGACGGACCUGCGGGAGCCAGGGCUGCCCCCGAGCUGCAGUUGCCGCUGCUUCCACUGUCGCGCCGCCACUGCCGUCGCUGUCGCUGUCAGCGCCUGUCUGGAGAGUGACAGCGCCGCAAAAGCGGGAGGGAGCACCGAACCCCGCGCGUUUACGAAACAGGUGUAUGUGCCGGUCUCCUGGCGAGUGGACCCAGCUCGCAAGGUAACCAUUCAUGAGCCUGAGGCUGUGAGAAAUGCUCGCUGUGCGAAGGGGAAUUCUCACCAGAUUUUCUAAAGCUGUCCUAGAGAUACACUUUUCAGAUUGAUUCAGCAUUACCAGCUUAUCCAACAAAAGUAUUAACAUACACAUUAACAACGUCGAAAGUAGCCUACUUUAAGAGAAAAUAUGCAGAAGAAGAAGAUUUACAUCAAGAUUACCAUGGGUAUUUUCCAAAACACCUGAUAUUGCCUGAGGACAGGACUUGCAUUCUCAAACUUUCUCUGGAGAAGCUCAGAUUUCUUGAAGACCCAGAAACCUACUUAAGAAGGUCUGUGUUAAUUAACAAUUUGCUGAGGAAGAUCCACCUAGAGACGGAGAAAGAGAGCUAUGAAUACUUUAAAGAAGCUCCGUGUUAUAAGACUGCUUAUUCUGAUACAAGAAAACGGCUGAAGUUUAUGGUACAGGAAUGCUGUUCUCAGUCUCUCUAUUAUGAAGAGCUGCAUUCAUAUCAUAUUGUGCCUUAUGCUUCGGAGAAUGCCAUUUAUGGAAUGGGCUACACUAGCAGCCACUUGGAGCAAAAUUCUCAGUUGCUUAUUUAUAAAAUGAAUUAAAGUAACUGUUAAAGUCCAUUGAUACCUUGUUUCUAAAUGCCUGAACUGUUUAUAGUGAAGAUGUUAACAUAAGGCACUAAUUAUCAGUGCCCUUGAGAUCAAAGAUGAGAUGCAUGCUGAACUGAUUGGAGAGAUCCCUGGUUAUUAUUCAGCAGUCCUUAGUAUCAACCAGCCAAGUUGAAAGUAUGUCCACCUAUCAUAAAGCAGAGAAUAAGUGCUUUAGAAACAUUUUUUUUUUUAAGAUAAACUGUGUAGGAAGGAACCUACAUCAAGUUCUUACACAGAUUUAAACAUUUCAAGUAUCCCCCCCCCCCCAUUUCCAAAUUCUACCACUCUUAGUGGAAAGUAACAAAAAGUAACAGGUUCAGAUUAUUAUUAAAAUGCUUUGGCUUGUCAAGCAUUGUGCCAAAUAAUUGACACCAUUCUCUUUACCAUUAGUGGCAAUUCAAGAUGAGGCGAACAUACUGCAAUUUAACUGCUGAAUGUAAAACCAGAACACUCCACAUGGAUCCAUUUUACUUUUUUUUUUUUUUUUCUUUUUUGGCUUCAUCGAGUUUUCUUGUUAAAAGUGAAAUUUAAUAAAAUAGCCUUACAGAUGGGCUUACCUCUGAGUUCUAGGGGCCGGUUAAAAUUUGUGGUGGGCCUUUACUUGAGUUUAAAUUUAUUUAUGAUGUCAUUUUCAUAGGCUGUGAAGCUCAGGAAAAGGGAAGGCAGGUAAUAUUUGAUUUUAAUAGGCAGAUAAUUUUUAUAAAAUCCUUAUCUGCAAAAAUUGAUGAGAACAACAGAAAUUCUACAUGAUAUUUAUUCUUCUAUGAGUUCAUUUAAGGCUAUCUGGAUGAAACUUUGCACUGAUUUUUGUAUAAUAGUCGACCAUUCACUAUUUGACAAAAUGUUUCAGAAUGCCUUUGGUGGUGAAGUUUAGAUAAGUUCCUAUAUUUUACAAUUUGAAAGGCAAUUAUUUAACACGUUGGAUAGAUUCCUGAAAUUGUUUGAAAUGGUUCAUAAUGUUCUCUGAGGUUGAGUGAGAUGUCUGAUUUUAAUGUCCAGAGUUAUGUUCUGUGGCACACACCAUUUAAGGAAUUGUCAUUAACUGAUAAAACAGAUUGGAAAACUAGGUGCCAAAGGUAUAUUCAAGAAAAUACCAAAGACCCAAAGAUAAGUGUUAGAGAGACUAUGAUAAUGAAGAUAAGAAUCUAAAAUAAGGAUUGCAUAGGACAUAAAGAACAUAAUUAAAGGAUUCUGGAAUGACUUGCUUACUAAUGUGCUUUCAGAGCACUUUAUACAUAAUAAUGAUAAUCAAGGGUACUGCUGAGACUUUAGUGACCGCAUGUUUUCACAAAUCUAAAUAUGGUGACUUGUCAACAUUGUACCUUCCCUUGUUGAAUGCCAUCUUUUAAUCAAGAAGCCCUUGAUAAAGAGAAUUUCGUUUUUAGUUUUGAUCCACUACUUGCUCCCCUAAUGAAUUAUCAGGGUGAUUAACAUGGAUGCUUUUGGUAUAAAGAAUUGUGGUGCCCUAAUUAGCAUGCAUUGUUAAAGACCACAUAGAUAUAUAAUUGAUAAAGUAUGAAGUUUAUAUUUAAUUGCUCAAACAGAAUUAGGAAAAAUUCUAUAGAACAAAUUGAAAAAUUAUAAUUGAGGCUAAUUUUUAAAACAAUUGGGUAGGAAUGGGGAGAUAGUUUUGACAUAUAAAUAUAAAUAUUUAAAAAUUAAUUUAAGGGCAAAAUUUGUAACAGAAGUUCUGAAACUUUAUUUCACUUCUUAUACCUUAUUUCUCAGAAUGUGUCUAUUGAAAUGCAGAUUCCUUAAACAACGGGAAUGUCAAUUGAGUAGACUCCAAAUUUGAUAGAAUUAUUAUAUACUUUGAAAAAGUUACUCUACUAAUUUAAAGCUUUUUAUGGAAAGGAACCUCUGGCUUGGUUUUGGGCAGUUUCUAUAAGAAAAACACACCAGUGAUGAUAGAUAUGACUUACAAAAAUGCCAUAUGUUGAAAUUGUUUGAGGAUAGAAAUGCAUAUACUUUGGACAGAAAAGAGAGGGAGAGAAAAAAAUUACCAAGAAGGUGCAAAAGCAUAAUAUUUAUUCUAUGCGAGAAAUCUUAGAGCAAGAAAUCUUUGGCAGUGAACGCAUAACAGAUAUAAAGUCUGUUUAAUUUGGUGACAUUGUUAAUUGAGCUCUAUAAAUCUUACAUUCAUAUGUAGAGAAGGAACUGUCUUAGAAACCAGUGGUAUUUGUGAAUAUGCUUUUUAAAAUAUGUAUUAAUUUCAAAACAGGUUCUUUUAAAAAUUAUCUUUUAGAGCAUUUAAUUUCUUUUCCAAUAAAUAAUUCAUAGAUAAGGAGUUGACUAAUGUUAUUUUGAUUAUUAAAAGCAAACAAUUUGUAUUUAAACUAUGUAAACUUCUCUGAGAUAACUAAGACUGCUGUUGUUUCACCAUGGCAAACUGAUACAUAGACCCUGUUGAGACCCACUCUGCUGACUCCAUCCUGCACCAUCUGUUAUGGGAGAUACAAAGGUAGGAGACCAGUGACAACUUUUUGAACCUGGACAUCCUUUCUUUGGGGACAAGAGCCAUGCUUAGUGUAAGAAAGAUAGGAUGGGAAAUCUGAGUGCCUUUGGUAAUGUUGAUCAAUCUUUUUGGUGCCCAAACAGCCUAAAGCCCUGACAAAGAAGAAGAACAUGAAUCAGAGAAAAUAAAUAAAUAAAUAAGAGGAAGAGAAGGUGUGGGGGGGAGGCAGAGAAAUAAGGAGCAGGAUUAGCAAGUGAAAGAGAAAGUUGUUUCACAUGGCGGGGAGGAGACCGUUACUUUCUAUACUGUAUUAUCCUUUCCUGUGUCUGCUAUACAUCCCAAAUCCAAAUAUCCACAAUGUGUGGAUCUUUUCUUUGAUUUACCAGUGAUGCAUAAGACUAGAUUCUAUUCAGCAUAUGUACUAAUCGAAGUGUGGUAGUACUGUGAAAUAUCCCUGAAAUGGAGCUCCUUGGGUGGAUGAGAAAAGAAAAAAUAGAAAUGAAGUUGGAAGAAAAAGUAAACGGUGAGCCUGUGUACACAUAGUAAAAUUCAAACACAUGAGCAUUCUGAAAUUUAAUAAUGUCGGUGCUCAAGGACUUGGAAAUAAAUGCAAUUCCCCACCGUUUAUUGAGCAAUAGCUAUGACCCAGGCACUGUACCAGGGUUGGGGAUACAGAGGUGAAUGAUGUAUAGUCUCUUUGUGCCAGCAGUUCCCUGAUGAGGGAGGAACUCAAAGAUGUUUCAUGUUGUUGUAAAAUGGAAGAAUUCUUUACUGGGAGUAGCAUGUACACAUUCUUUUCUGAACUAUGGGAUGGUUAUCAAACAUGUGAUCUUCAAAGGUGUUUGCAGCUAAGAAGAUACACAGGGAGAAAGGAGGGUCUAAUGACCUAGAUUUUAGAGUGGGAGGAGAGUACCUUCUGCUUUGCCAAGUAUUUUAUACUUGGAAGCAUGAUAGAAAACCAGUGCUGCAAGAGAGAAGUGUCUCUGGCCUUUGCUCACCCCUGGGGCACAAGAGGUUGGAGGGCACAUUGCAGAGGCAAGUUCAAGUACAGAUCAAUUCCUCUUUUCAGACCUCUCUAGCACUGAUGCUCUUUUACAGGGCAAAUAAGGUAAUAUUAAUGUCAAGGAGAGCAUUGAAGGAGAAGCAGACUCAAGAAAUCAUAGGCUGAGAGUUGUAUAUAGAAUGUUCAGGGUUAGAAGGGCAGCUUUCUUGAAUUUGCCUUGUGUCAGUGAAUCACCAAAAUGAACCUUGGGAUUUCUUAACACCAGCAACUGAAGCCAUGCUCCGUUCCCACUGGCUUCCUUUCUGAAUCACCAUCUGACUCCUGUCUUUGCUGUCAGUUAUAAGUGGAGGUUAUGGUUCUAAUUCUUUACCCUCUCUUCACCGCUCCCUCACUGAUUCUGAUUUGCUCAGAAAUACUUGGAAGAAAGCAACAGUCUGCUGUAUUUGGUUGAACGCCCUUGGAAAAGAUUUCCAGAAUAUAUCCAAGUAAAUUUCAUCACAGUUUCUUGACACAAUUCUUUUUAAAACUGCUUUGCUUAGUCUUUAAAUAGUUAUCUAUUAAGAUAAUCUUUAAGUUUCUGGAGUUUGAGGUAACGAUCAUCAGUUCUACAGGCUUUGCUAAAGAAAUUACGUCAGUUUGGAAACAAUGGACAUCUUGUGAAUUAAUUCAAGAAGUUCACGAGUAUUUAUGUAAUAUUUGGAGUUCAAAUUUAUGUAAUUUCCCCCAAUUCUCAAACUUCAUUACUAUACAUCAGCAAUGUGAUGGUUUGGGAUUUUUAUUUCCUUGUUAAGUGGACUGUGUCUAAAAGUCUUUGUUGAACCCUUUGGACAAAAUACCCCCGUUAAAGUUUCUGUGUUUCUACAAGGAUUACUCUGUAGUUGGGUGGAUAAAGAGCAUUCCUCUUCAUUAGCAGUUCUCAAAUCUUCUUGUGCAUGUAAGUCACUGGAUAUCAUGUUCAAAUAGAAAUAAUUUUUAGUAACUCUGGGGUAGGGUUCAGGGUCUGCAUUUCUCAAGUCUCCUAGGUGAUACAGUCCUGUUGGUCCACUGACCACACUUUGAAUAGUGAGGCUCUACAUCACUUUGAGAAUGAAAAUAUUCAGUCAAGCCUAUAGUCUUAACUUUCAAAGAAAAUGUGUUUGUGUCUACUUUCCAUAGAAUUUUUUUUCUUUAAAGAAAUGAAAGGAAAAAAGUAAGUAUCAUAGACUUGGUUUUCCAAAUUGGCUACAAAUAUUACAGUAUUUCACAUAAUAAAAGACCCAGAAGAUGAUUUAGAAAUUUUAUAUACAUCAAGUGCAGAAUGGGAACAUGGAUGUAGUCCAGUACCAUACUUAAUCAGUCAGGAAUUGGUAAAUUUCUUGAAUUACCAAUUUACUCCCUUGUUUAUACCCAGAUAAGGAAGCUCCAUUUGGUAACAUGAGAGAAAAGCUGACAUUUUUUCCACAGUUAACAAGAAUUUUGCAAUUUCUUGCUUGGCUGAAUCUGAGAAAAAUCUCACACAAAAAAUUCUAUAUUAAAUUCAAACCGAUGGGUGUCUGCCUGGGCUAAAGAAUUUGGUAAACUUGAGCUGGAGAACGGUAUCUGGUUUAUCUCCUUGUUUUGAAUUCUUCUCUGAGUUUUAUUCCCUGAGAGAUCCUUUCCCUGCUAUGGACUUCCUGUUUCUCUUUAGUUGUCGAUGUCCAAGUGAGUGGUAGAGGAUCAGUGUAAAUGAGAGAGUCACAUAAAUUGUUUAAUUUGAGCAUGCCAAGUGAUCUUUGUCAGGCUCUCCUUUGGUCAUAAAUUGCUGGUAUUGCUGUUGUGAAAUAGAGUGUCAUAAAUUUGUCACAAAUCGUUAAUGAAAGGAGAAAAGCAGAAAUUUAGUUUUGUGGGAACACACCCAAAUACCCAGCAAAUGGUGUUCUACAAUAUUUAUUUGGGGAUAUGUGUAUCUGUUACAUAAUCUAAAAUAUGUCUUUUUCACAUUUAAAAAUAUUUGGAUCAUGAUUUAGAGUUUUUAUUGGUUGUUUUUUAAACUGAGAGGAAGAAGAAAGGUCAUUGUAUUUUAAAACAUUUUUGACAUGUUACUAAUAAAAUUUUAUUUCUGGUGAAA
Messenger RNA from Sus scrofa (pig), 26907 nucleotides. Lineage: Eukaryota; Metazoa; Chordata; Mammalia; Artiodactyla; Suidae. The record is from RefSeq and is a predicted model, not a curated record.